AUGUCUUUUUAUAUUUCAGACGAAAAAGGAGAUGAUGUAUCGCCGCCCCUUAGGCCAGGCCAACCUGCAUUCACGACGCCAGACGAAAAAGGAGAUGAUCUAUCGCCGUCCCCUACGCCAGGCAAGCCUGCACUCACGACGCCAGACGAAAAAGGAGAUGAUGUAUCGCCGCCCCUUAGGCCAGGCAAACCUGCAUUCACGACGCCAGACGAAAAAGGAGAUGAUGUAUCGCCGUCCCCUACGCCAGGCAAGCCUGCAUUCACGACGCCAGACGAAAAAGGAGAUGAUGUAUCGUCGCCCCUUAGGCCAGGCAAACCUGCAUUCACGACGCCAGACGAAAAAGGAGAUGAUGUAUCGCCGUCCCCUACACCAGGCAAACCUGCAUUCACGACGCCAGACGAAAAAGGAGAUGAUGUAUCGCCGCCCCUUAGGCCAGGCAAGCCUGCAUUCACGACGCCAGACGAAAAAGGAGAUGAUGUAUCGCCGUCCCCUACGCCAGGCAAACCUGCAUUCACGACGCCAGAUGAAAAAGGAGAGGAUGUAUCGCCAUCCCCUACUCCAGGAAAACCUGCAUUUGUGUCACCAGGAGAAAAAGGAGAUGAUGUACCGCCUUCCCCUACUCCAGGAAAACCUGCAUUCACGACGCCAGUUUUUAUUUCAGACGAAAAAGGAGAUGAUGUAUCGCCGUCCCCUACGCCAGGCAAACCUGCAUUCACGACGCCAGACGAAAAACAAGAUGAUGUAUCGCCGUCCCCUACGCCAGGAGAACCUGCAUUCGGGACGCCAGUUUAUACUUCAGACGAAAAAGGAGAUGAUGUAUCGCCAACCCCUACUCCAAGAAGACCUGCAUUUGUGACACCAGAUGAAAAAGGAGAGGAUGUAUCGCCAUCCCCUACUCCAGGAAAACCUGCAUUUGUGUCACCAGGAGAAAAAGGAGAUGAUGUACCGCCUUCCCCUACUCCAGGAAAACCUGCAUUCGUGACACCAGGCAAAACGGGACAGGAUGGAAAGACGCCCCCCAGUGCAGGCAAACCUACAGCCGCAACAACAACAGGGCCAAAGUGUUCCGACGAAGAUGUGGAAAUAUGCGGUGCACCUUGCGUUCUGGAGGACGGGAACCCGAUUUGCCAGUGCAGGGACAACCAACGAGAUGCUGGUUAUUUUGGCUGUAGUGACGUAUGUUCGCAAAAGGGACUCAAGGACUGCGUAUUUGGCAGAUGCUUCAUCGAGCACCACAUUGACCGAUGUAAAUGUGACCCACCCUUCGAGCUGGACACAAACCGCCGUUGUGGGCUGAAAGACAUCUUCUACAUCUUGAAGUUCAAAGUGGAUCGCGGUGCUCGGUCUAGGCGUUCGGCAGACCUUUGUCCUGAGUCUGAUCAAGUAAAACAAUCGAUGAAACAAGUCUACCCUCACGUGAAGAAUGUAGAAAUUCUGGAUUGCCCGAAUGGUGAAUACAAGAUUCGCCUCGUGUUCGACAAGAGACCUGAUGAAGCGAAAAUAAUCUGGGCUUGCCAAGGGGUGCAGGGCAACCAUAAACUGUGCCUCCUCCCGGGAAACCUAAGAGUACAGAAGAACAGCCUAGAAUUCACAGACGAAAACCUUUGUGAUAGUAUCCUGAGGGGUUACAUACGUGAUCUGAAUCAAAAUCACGUAUGCCAGAAACGAGGAAGCGACUACAUCUUGAAGUGUCCCGACAAGUUCAGACCUGUGAAUGAAGACAGAUUUCCUAUACAACCGAACUCUUUGUUGAACGUAUAUUACUGUUCAGCGGAGACGUGCAACAGCAACACUUGCCCAGGGCACAGCAGAGCAUGCGUAGACGGACAGUGCGUUUGCAAGAAGGGAUUCGUGCAGCAGGGCAACGACUGCAUCGAUCCAUGUUCGAACAAUCCAUGCAAAAAUGGCGGCACCUGCAAGCCACACCCAGAUGUCAACUUCCUCUGCUUGUGUCCCGCAAAAUUCAAAGGACUUAAAUGCGAGGAAGACAACCUGGAACUGAGAGGUGCAAAACUUAACGUUGUUAUCGUGGGCGUCGUAAUGGCCGUUCUUCUGCUCCUGGCCCUCAUCGUGUCUGCUAGCGUUAUAUCCAGGAUGAAAAAGAAGCAAGGCCUACUCGAUGACACAAGCAAAGAGUUGGGCGUCCAAUCACGGCACGCGUACGAGGGACCUUACAACGCAUCGGCGCCCGUUUACAACCAUGACAACACAACGUUAUGAUCAACGUGGGUGCCGUUGGAAGCUAGCGACGCCUACCAUUACCACACACGUUCUUGUCUGUAGACACCCUCAUGUUACAAUGAUAGUAUUUCAUGUUUGUCGAGUCAUUUAGCCGCUGAUCUUGGCCUGUGGUGCAAUAAAGCAGAAGAGUGAAAGGAAGCCCAAUCCUCAUAUUUGAAUGCAGUAAACCUGAUGGAAAUCAGCCGGAAAGUGGACCAAUUCUUUACCCCUUUAUUUUUUUAUUUUUAUUCUCACUCUAGAUAUAGAGUCAACUAUAUAGUAUAAAUAUAUAAUAGUUCAUACCUCUGCCCGAAGUUGGUGGGAUCCCCUUUUCCGAUGGCACCUUGAAUAAAUAAAUAGAUAUAAUCAAAAAGGCAUUGUGGAAUUCUCCAUAGGUCAGUCACUGUUGAAAGGUGUAGUGUCAUGUAGGACCAUGAUCAAGAACGGUAUUAAUUUAGCGAGGUAGCGUGAGCUUUUCCUGCCACUUUGCUCUACCUACCUCGCUCGGGUGUAAAUAAGAUAAAUCAUGAAAUGGUCGUGAAAUUUCUUACACAGCCUGAAUGCGUAUUCUUUGCAUUUAUUGGAAAAUAAAGAGUGAACAUAGCGCCAAUGAA
Molecule: messenger RNA, 2834 nt
Organism: Ornithodoros turicata
Lineage: Eukaryota; Metazoa; Arthropoda; Arachnida; Ixodida; Argasidae
Exons: 29
Coding region: 1-2220 (739 amino acids)
Source: RefSeq, a predicted model, not a curated record